Messenger RNA from Manis javanica (Malayan pangolin), 921 nucleotides. RefSeq names its product male-enhanced antigen 1 (gene MEA1). The record is from RefSeq and is a predicted model, not a curated record. NCBI's taxonomy places the organism in Eukaryota, Metazoa, Chordata, Mammalia, Pholidota, Manidae. Gene Ontology annotation, biological process: spermatogenesis.
UCAGGACAGAGGAUGGCGGAGGUGGAGCAAGGGCCGGACUCCUCGUUUCCGUUAGCGGGAAUCAUGAGCACGGGGCGGGGCUUGAGGAUAGGCGCUCCAGCACGUCCUGCCCCACCGGAAGUGAACGUUCGGGUUUGACUCCGGGCUCCGAGCUGCCCUUGUCCGGAUGGCAGCAAUAGUUCUAGGGGGAGACACCAUGGGCCCUGAGCGAAUCUUCCCCAAUGAGACUGAGGAACUAGGGCAACAGGGCCCUACAGAAGGCACUGGGGAUUGGAGCAGUGAGGAACCUGAGGAAGAGCAGGAAGAUACGGGGGUAGGCCCAGCUGGCUACUCUUACCAGCCCCUGAAUCAAGAUCCUGAACAAGAGGAGGUGGAACUGGCACCAGUGGGGGAUGGAGACGUAGUUGCUGAUAUUCAGGAUCGGAUCCAGGCCCUGGGGCUUCAUUUGCCAGACCCACCAUUAGAGAGUGAAGAUGAAGAUGAGGCGGGAGCUACAGCAUUGAGCAACCACAGCUCUAUUCCCAUGGACCCAGAACAUGUAGAGCUGGUGAAAAGGACAAUGGCUGGGGUAAGCCUGCCUGCGCCAGGCGUUCCUGCCUGGGCUCGGGAGAUAUCAGAUGCCCAGUGGGAAGAUGUGGUACAGAAAGCACUCCAAGCCCGGCAGGGGACCCCAGCGUGGAAGUGACCAUCCUGAGAGCUGCCUUAUCUCCCUGCAUUCCAUGCCAGAACUAGCAUAGAACUGAACAUAUCCCUGGUUGUAAUGUCCAUGUCAUCCUCCCAUCUCCCUUUCUACAUCAAGGCAAUUCAGACUUCUCAGAGACCCACUUUAUUCAGUUCUGUACAUACGGGGACAUCUGCCCAAGCCCAACCCACCUUAGCAUGUUUCAUUCUGUGAGCACAAUAAAGCACCCUAUGUACACA